Messenger RNA from Cryptomeria japonica (Japanese cedar), 2730 nucleotides. RefSeq lists its product as uncharacterized. The coding region runs from base 199 to 2490 and encodes 763 amino acids. Lineage: Eukaryota; Viridiplantae; Streptophyta; Pinopsida; Cupressales; Cupressaceae. The transcript is spliced from 2 exons. The record is from RefSeq and is a predicted model, not a curated record.
UCCAACAUGAUUACACGCUUAAAGUUAACAAACUUGCAAACCCCCUGGUCUUGAUUCCUUGAAUCGUUGCACCAGUAGUCCAUCAUGGAACCCUAGAAUCCAAAAGUUCCCUGGUUCAUCCACCUGCUACUUCUUAGUUUCAGGGUUGCCUUUGGAAGCAGCCAGAGGCUGUAAUCAGUUUGUGUAUCUUAAAUCAUCAUGGCUGAAGCAAAUGGUGGAAACAUGCUGGACAAAGAUCUUAUUGUCAAGAUGGUUAUAUCAUUGGCUGUAGUAGCUGCAUUUAUUAACUUCAUCACAGCGGAUGCUAUUAGAGCAUGGAAGAGGAGAGCCCACUGGGUUCCUAGUGAUCUUCUUGCGCUCAGUGCUCUUACAAUCCUAUUGCUUAACUUUCUUAGUGAUCGAGAUGAUUCAGUCAAAGAGACAUUAGACAGCCAACGAGAUGAUAUCAUUGAGUUGUGGAUGGUCCAUAGUAGCAGAGUAAUGGUGUGCGUGGUGUUAGCAUAUCUACUGCCAGGAAUGGCUUCUCUUGGAUCAGAAAGCUUGUGGCGCAAUUUGAUUGCUUUGAUAGUAACUAUCUUUGUCCACAUGUUCUCUGAGUUGUAUAAAGCUGGUAGUUCCUUGUUUAUAAAGCCUCAACUCUAUGGUGCUUCCUCAAUAUACAUCUCCUUCAUAAUGCUCAUUCUCCUCCUAGGCUGUGCCCAUGUAGCUAGCAGAGGCAUUGAAGGCAUCCUUGCUCAAAAGAUUCCCAUAAUUCUUUCCAAGAGCAUACCUUUUAAUAAAGUGGUAAAAACCACUUGCAAUCAUUCAAAUUGUCUCCAAGCUGAGGAGGACGUUGAGUACACCUGGCAAGCAGUGGAAGAUGAAGUGUUUAAAGCCUGGAUAGUUGCUCAUGCUUACUCUCCUGAAUAUAUCAUUGCCAAGUCUGCUUUGUGUUCCUCUGCAGCAGCCAUAGUCACAGUUCAAAUUGUGAUAUCAACAGUGGGAUUGAUCAUCAAAGGCCACAGAGUAAAUUUCCACAGCAUACUGGACUGCUCCAAGUUCAUAGCUGCUGUCCUGCAAUGUGUAUUCAUUCUCAUAGGAUGGGCUAUCAUUGGAUGGAGAUGGUGUACUUCUGUGGGUUAUUAUGGUAAAUGGAGAAGUGACCAUGGGGAAACCUGCUAUGGUAUUUUCAGGGUUGAGGAUUUUUGGACAAGGCAUAUAAAAGAGCUACAGGCCCAGAAAAGGGAGCUGCCUGAGGCCAAAUCUCUCAGCAAAAGAGUUGAAGACCUGGUUGCCAAGCAACCCAUAAAAAUAAAGCUUCCAGGUACAUUACUGCACCUGCUUCUGGGGAUACAGUGGCUGAUGGCCUUAUUCAGCAAAACAUGCUGGGCUCUUUCUCUCAUGGUCUUCCAUAACAGAUUUGUGGAUAGACUAAUACAUAUCUUGUUGUCAAACCACAUAGAACAUGCAUUUAAAGAUUUCCCAAAAUAUGAAAAAGUUUUGGAGGAUGUGCAAAUGAUGGGAGAGACUCCACGGAGCCUGUGGCUGGCUAACCGAAAAACUAUUGCAAAAGCUAAACAACUUAUCAAGUAUGGAGAAGAAGAUGGGGUAAGUUCUAAAAAGCUGAUUGAGUUUUUGACAGAAAAAAAGACACCCACUUCGUUGGAGUACUUGUACAAGUUGAAUCCACAACCAUUAGAGGUGGAAAAAUACUUCAUGGAUGUGAGCAAACAUUCUUGGAAAAUGAAAGCAAUGUCUCUGAUAAGUUUAGGCAUCAAACUCUCUCCACAAGUGGGUAAAAAUUGCUUGGAGGUUUACUCUCAAGCAUGGGAAGUCCUAGAUUUUGUUGAGAAGAAUGAUGCAGAAGCAGAGGGAAUCAUGGAAGAAGCUGCUGAUAGAUUCUUUUACGCAUUGAAAGAGAGUCUUCCCACAAACAAAUAUGCUUAUGCCGCUACCAUUAGUCCUGCUGCAGUAAUAAAAGAACUUGCAAUGGGAAGUGAAAAGAAGGCAGAGCUAUCCAGAGGCCAUAAACUUCAAGCUAACCCACAACAAAAUAUGGUGGAAGAUUGGGAAACAGAUGCAAACAUGUAUGAAGUAGAAGAGAUCGGCAUCCCUAUGCAAACAGUCAAUUCAAAUGAUUACAAAGUAGCUGAACCAAGAUGCAAUUGGGAUGGACCAGGAGGUAAUGACUCCAUAGAUUGGAAGGAAGUAGCAGCAGCCACAGCAGUCUACAAAUUGUGCGAAAGUAUUGACUGUAACUUAAAUAUGGAUAUAAAUGUUUUGUUAAAAGAGAUAGAAUGUUUAUUGGCAAACAUCAUAUGUGCUUGCCUGCACAAAAUAAAGUCUGCUUUGAUUGUCAACUCCUCAAAAUGGGCAAGAGAUAUCGAAGAAAAUAAAUUAGGGAGAGCACUUUAUACAGCUGGAAAAGCCAAGGCACUGAUGGAAAAGUUGGAUGAUGCUGCUGAGGUAUGUGCCCAAAAGGAAGCAGCUUGUGCCAUUUUAAACUUAUAAGUUAGUAAUUAUUAGGAAGCCAUAGCCUGCUAGCGAUGGUAGCUUGUUAAUCAUAUCUUGGGCUAGAAGUAAACAUGAUAGUGAAUUGUAAUGUCAAAUGCUCUGCACCAGAGAAGAUAACGGUAAGUGGUGAAUUGAAUAGAGUUUAACUAUAUAAAAAGGUGAAUUGUGUUUCAAGCCUUGAAUAUGUUUGUAACGAUUUGGAGUUAUGUUAUAAUGAAGCAAUACUAUCUCAAAUGA